Molecule: messenger RNA, 2169 nt
Organism: Aspergillus pseudotamarii
Lineage: Eukaryota; Fungi; Ascomycota; Eurotiomycetes; Eurotiales; Aspergillaceae
Product: Zn(II)2Cys6 transcription factor
Exons: 2
Coding region: 1-2169 (722 amino acids)
Biological process (GO): positive regulation of transcription by RNA polymerase II
Cellular component (GO): nucleus
Molecular function (GO): DNA-binding transcription factor activity, RNA polymerase II-specific; zinc ion binding; transcription cis-regulatory region binding
Source: RefSeq, a predicted model, not a curated record
AUGGAACCGGCUUCUAAAGCGCAAAACCGUAAAGCUACCUCGGCCACGGAUCAAGCCCCCCGAAAGAGACGCAAACGGACUGUCGUUACUGGUGCAGCGGAGGAUUGCUUCACCUGCGCCCGACAAGGAUUUUCCUGUGAUCGGCGACGCCCAUAUUGCUCUCAAUGUCUUGAUCAUGGUCGGGAAUGCUCGGGUUAUAAGACCAAAUUGACUUGGGGUGUUGGUGUUGCCAGCCGGGUGCACCAUCGCCCGUGGAGCAAAACGGGUACCCACGAAACAGAUGUCUCAAGAGGCAUACCGAACCUCGAUGUACGGUCACAGUUUCAGGAGAGUCCAGACCUCCUCGCGGGUUGUCAUAAUGCGAUCAGCACAAUAGAUGUGUCCUCUAGCCAGACGCAAGUGCGAUCGGCGAUGCCACAAUGGCCAUACCAAGGGAAUGCCCCGGGGCCUGAAACAACAGAAGUAGUUGAGGAACAGGAGGAGCGAGAAAGUACAGGCAGUCCUCCUCUACGCGCCGAAACUUGCCAUUCACCAUCACUGUCACAGCUGCUUCUAGCGCGCUCUGUUGGCCGGACCCCACGACUCCGAUAUCUAAUCAGUUAUUACGCCGAAGUCAUCGCGCCCAUGAUCGUUGCUUUCGAUGGCCCAGCAAACCCAUUCCGCACAUAUGUUCUACGCCUAGCGCAGAAGAGCUUAUCGCUUCAGGAAGCUAUCGCUACGUUAUCUACAUGUAACAUACGGCAGAGGCAUGAGCGGAGGAUGAGGCCGACAGAGCGGUCCCUUCCAGCACGCCUAUCAUCGUUAGCCCACCGCGCCUUAACUGACCAGGCGUUCCGAGAUGAAUGCGGGGUGUCAAGCCCUGGGGGAUUUGCUCGAGAGGAGCAAUACCAUCGAGGCAUGGCUGUCAGAGCUUUGAAUAUGGAGUUGGCCGAUCCGCAUGAAAGACUGUCGGAUUCCGUUCUUGCAACACUGCUGGUUCUUUGCCUGUUCCACAUGUGUGAUACUGGAGUCGCUCAAUUCAAAACUCAGUUCGCUGGGGUGACAAAGUUGUUGGCUAUCCGAAUGCGCAGUUCUCCCCGAAUGUCGGAGGAGUUGAAAUGGUUCAUUCGUGUGUUCACCUGGUUUGAUACGAUGACGGCUACCACCAAUGAUCGCGAAACACAGCUUCGCGGUGCUUGCUUAGAUAUUGCGGCGGUUUCAGACGGCGAGUGGGGGCUCGAAAAUCUUGCAGGUUGUGACCCCAGCCUGUUCAAAUUCAUUGCGCAGCUUGGUCGUUUGAAUCUUUUGAGUCAAGAUCAGAAUAUCAAGGCACCGGGACUGGUGGAUGUAUUUGUUCCGUCUUCUGCGCCUCCACCAUCGAUGACAUACCACUAUUCGCCUUCGUCGAUUUCAGACAUACCUAUAGUUAGCAACAAUUACUCGCUUCCAUUGCCCUGUCUACCGCAAUCGAGUGACCCUACAAGGCGACCAUUAUCACCGACGUUUUGGGCUGAGUGGCAUUCGUUACGGCAAAAGCUUGAAUCAUGGCGUCUCCCACGGCAGGACAGUCAACCCUUCGGUGCUGCCCCCGCGUCUACAACAAAUGCUUACAUCUCGCCACCUUCAUCUCCAUCAUCCCACGCCGUUGUUGCCCCCCAGAACCUCGAGGAUGUCUUUCAUAUCUCUGAAUCAUUCCGUCAUUCUGCGAUUCUCUAUACCGAGCGACUUGCGUAUCCGGAUUUGCCAUCCAGUCACCCCCGUAUUCAAUCACUUGUGUACCGUGCGAUGCAUCAUAUCUCACUAGUUAAGUCGGACGUAUACCUAUUAUGGCCGCUUUUUAUCACCGGCGCCGAGUGUGUGCUUGAAAAACAUCGUUCAUUCAUCCGAGAGCGCUGCGAGGACCUUUCCAAAGAUUCUGGAUUUCUAAAUAACCUCUCAUGUCUAGAGCUGCUAGAAAACAUAUGGGCAGGAGUCCCUAUCAUGACCGAUGUUGGCGAUAAUACCGAUCGUGCAUCACGUGGCACAUAUCCUGACGCAUCUGAAGACGCAAUGUCAGCCUUGGAUGAUAAUUUGCCUCAUAGUGAAAUGCCAGCGUUUCCGAUCCAAGCACCGCUUGCGAGACCGCAUGGAUUCCGAUGGCACCAGGUGAUACAGGCUAAACGUGCCGAAGGGGAAUAUAUGGUGGUGUGA